Messenger RNA from Sinocyclocheilus rhinocerous, 1239 nucleotides. Its product is annotated as gastrula zinc finger protein XlCGF8.2DB-like. NCBI's taxonomy places the organism in Eukaryota, Metazoa, Chordata, Actinopteri, Cypriniformes, Cyprinidae. Gene Ontology annotation, molecular function: DNA-binding transcription factor activity, RNA polymerase II-specific. The coding region runs from base 1 to 1182 and encodes 393 amino acids. The transcript is spliced from 2 exons. Gene Ontology annotation, biological process: regulation of transcription by RNA polymerase II. The record is from RefSeq and is a predicted model, not a curated record. Gene Ontology annotation, cellular component: nucleus.
AUGGUGUUUAUUAAAGAGGAGAGUGAAGACGUGAAGAUUGAAGAAGCAUUCAGAGUCAAACAUGAAGAUACUGAGGAACAAACAGACCUAUUGUCAUUGAAAGAGGAGAGACAAGAAUUGGAUGAAAUCGAGGAGAAGGAUCAGUAUGUGGAACGUAGUAAUUCUAUAACUAGAAAAAAAUCCAUAAAGACUAAAAAGACUUCAUCACGAAAAAGAGCCCAGAAGACCAAAUCUAACACCUGCCAUCAGUGUGUAAAGAGUUGCUGUGGAAAAAAAGUCCUUGAUGAACACAUGAGAAUUCACACUGGAGAGAAGCCUUUCACCUGCCCUCAGUGUGGAAAGAGUUUCCGUCACAAAGGUAACUUUAUAAGCCACGUGAGAAUCCACACGGGAGAGAAGCCGUUCACCUGCCAACAGUGUGGAAAGAGUUUCCGUCACAAAGGUAACUUUAUAAGCCACAUGAGAAUCCACACUGGAGAGAAGCCUUUCACCUGCCAACAGUGUGCAAAGAGUUUCAGUCAAAGCGGGCACCUCAUAACCCAUAUGAGAGUUCACACUGGAGAGAAGCCUUUUACCUGCCAACAGUGUGGAAAACAUUUCACUCAAAAGUGGAGCUUUUUAAAACACAUGAGAAUUCACACUGGAGAGAAGCCUUUCACCUGCCAACAGUGUGGAAAACAUUUCACUCAGAAGUGGAGCUUUUUAAAACACACGAGAAUUCACACUGGAGAAAAGCCAUUCACAUGUGAUCAGUGUGGAAAGAGUUUUGCACUAAAAGAAACCCUAAAUUCUCACAUGAAAAAUCACUCCGGAGAGAAUGGCUAUAUAUGUGAUCAGUGUGGAAAGAGUUUCAGUCAUAAAGUAAGCUUCAAGACUCACAUGAGAGUUCAUACUGGAGAGAAGCCUUACGCAUGCUCUCAGUGUGUUAAGAGUUUCAGUCACAACGGGAACCUUACAAAGCACAUGAGAAUUCACACUGGAGAGAAACCUUACAACUGCAAACUGUGUGGGAAGAGCUUCUCACGACAAGGAUCUCUUAAGAGUCACAUGGUCGUUCACACUGGAGAGAAGCCGUUCACGUGUGAUCGGUGUGGAAAGAGUUUCGGACGUAAAGUAAACCUUAAUCAACAUGUGAAGAUUCACUUCAAGAGAACUGUUUUAGAUGUUGUCAAUAUGGAAUAAUUUUCACAGACAGUAAAACCUUAUGCAUCAUGUAAUAACUGGAGAGAAGUGUGCCAU